AUGUCAAUUCUUCUUUCACAAUCAGCUCGAAAGUUAUUAUUAAAAAGUUUACGUUUGCCCUAUCCUUUAGUGAGUGAACAUUGCAAAGUCUUAACAGUUUAUGAUUCUGAUCCAGACAGUUUUUUCAGGUUAGUAAACAGAAAGUAUUCUGAUAAGAAAGGUAUUUCUGUCAGGAAAGCUGAUAGUGAACUUCAAACUGAUGUGAAGGUGACAGUAAAAGAAGCUACUAAAACAGCAUCCUACUCUGCUAUCAUUCUCCUCGGAAUAGGUGUUACUGCAGCUCUGUUUUACGCAGUGUUUAGAGAACUGUUUUCAAGCAAAAGCCCUAGUGGGGUAUAUUCUAAUGCUUUCAAGUUAUGUUCGAAUGAUACUCGAAUUCAAGAUGCGUUAGGCGCUCCUAUAAAAGGAUUUGGUGAGGAGACAAGUAGAGGUCGCAGGCGACAUGUUAACCAUGUUUCCUAUGAGAAGGAAGGUGUUCCUCACAUGAGGAUGGUAUUCUAUCUUAAAGGAUCUCGAAACAGUGGUACUGUUCACUUAGAAGUUAAAGAGAAUACCACUGGAAAUUUUGAAUACCGAUACAUAUUUGUUCAGUUGGACGAUUAUGGUCGAAGAGUAAUUGUUCUUGAAGACAAUAGAGCUAAAGAAGAGGCAGCAAAAUCAUUUUUAACACCUUUGGAUGACAUAAAUAUUUUGAAAUAA
This is a messenger RNA of Nezara viridula (southern green stink bug), 699 nucleotides long. The record is from the annotation of a GenBank genome assembly. NCBI's taxonomy places the organism in Eukaryota, Metazoa, Arthropoda, Insecta, Hemiptera, Pentatomidae.